CAUAUGACAAUAUGUCCCAGACCGGAAUGCUGGCUCGUACUUAAAAACGCGCCUGCUGCAGGAGUCGACGCUUCAAACUCGCUCCCCAGUCGACCCCAGCAUACAUGCAGGUUAACGUCGAUAACCGGCCCUUGUUGCCCUUUGUGCCCUAUGUAUUGCUGCAAUAUGGCCUUCUAGCUUGUCUUGUCGCCAUGCGCCUGCAGUCGCGCGGGCGAGUGAUCGCCUUCCUUACAUACGCCUCCAUCCUCAGUUCUGUUUUCCUGUACACCACCGGAGACGCACAAAUGAACUAUGCAACUGGCUGUACAGCAAUGGGGCACAUCUUGAUAGCAUUCCAUCUCCUCUGCCUAUCCGACCCCUUGAACGACUUCCGCCACGAACACGACAAGAUCCCUCCAAGGGAGAUGUCCUACGCACGUCGGGUGUAUUGGGCUUUUUGCGUCAUCUUCAAUUCUCGCGGAGUUGGCUCGACCUGUCAGAUUGCCAACGUCCCUCCGCGCUCGAGCGAGGGCAAGUGGACGUUCGUGCGCCAAAAGCUGCUGACCGCGUUCCGGUGGUUCCUCGUCGUCGACCUCACGCAGACAUACCACCGCGCCCACCCCCUGUUCUCUCGGCAAGCAGAGGACAUCUUCUCGCUUGCGACACAAGGCCACGUCCAGCGCUGCAUCAACAUCUUUGUGUGCCUCAGCAGCCUCGUCGCGCAUAUCGGCCUGCUAUACGCGCUGCCCGCCGCAAUUAUCGUCGCGCUGGGAAUCUCGGAGCCCAGGGACUGGCCGGACAUGUAUGGACGGUGGUCCGAUGCAUACACAGUGCGCCGCUUUUGGGGACGCACUUAUCACCAGUUGAUCAGACGGUUCACGGCGUCCAUCGGGAAGGCUGUCUGCCGCCUGCUCGGCCUGCGAACGGGCUCGCGCGCGUCGUCGAACACGCAGCUCUACGUCGGCUUUGCCGUCUCCGGGAUCAUGCACUGCGGCGGGGACCUCAUGGUGAGCCGCGCGCUGCCCGGGUUGUCGUUCCCGUUCUUCUUCGCGCAGGCCGUUGCGAUCUCACUCGAAGAUGCGGUCAUUCACGCGGGGAAGGGCAUUUUCGCGCCGAAGACGAAGGGCGCGCGAGCGGCGCUGCGGUGGGUGGGCUAUGCGUGGGUGUUUGCGUGGCUGAGCGUGUCGGCGCCGUUGCUUCUUAACUGGUGGAUACGCGCGGGUGUCAUCGAUGCGAGCAGCGUGCCGUUCUCGCUUAUCGGUGUCGUGGUGCCUGGGUUUGAGAAGGUGUUGGUGCGAUGGCUUGGUGGUAGUGCCAGCGUGUAAUGAUGGAAGGCGGCGAAUCGAGAAG
This is a messenger RNA of Laetiporus sulphureus 93-53, 1329 nucleotides long. RefSeq lists its product as uncharacterized. The record is from RefSeq and is a predicted model, not a curated record. The coding region runs from base 105 to 1304 and encodes 399 amino acids. Gene Ontology annotation, biological process: lipid metabolic process. NCBI's taxonomy places the organism in Eukaryota, Fungi, Basidiomycota, Agaricomycetes, Polyporales, Laetiporaceae. The transcript has 6 exons.